Messenger RNA from Anisakis simplex (herring worm), 396 nucleotides. NCBI's taxonomy places the organism in Eukaryota, Metazoa, Nematoda, Chromadorea, Rhabditida, Anisakidae. The record is from the annotation of a GenBank genome assembly.
AUGGUCACGGAAACGUCAGUUUUGGAUCCGGAAGAAGGUAUCCGUUUUCGCGGCUACUCGAUUCCAGAGUGCCAAAGGCUGCUACCGAAGUUACCCGGCGGAGACGAACCACUACCCGAGGGUAUUUGGUGGCUAUUGUGCACAGGCGAUAUUCCAAAUGAACAACAAACCAAAGCCGUCAGCACGGCUGUUGAAGUUAGGAUCGUAACUCAUGUUAAGACUCAUCGAAUACAGUUCAACAGUCGAGAGUGGGCGGCUAAGGCAGAUCUUCCUGAACACAUUGAGAAGAUGAUCCGAAAUUUCCCAUCGAAAGUACAUCCGAUGGCACAGUUUGUGUCCACAAUCGCAGCUCUGAGCAGUGAGAGCAAAUUCGCAGUUGUAAGUAUUUUAGUUUGA